AUAGAGUCGGUCAAUUUGUAGAAAAUUAACGUUUAUUUCUCAACUUUCACUUAUAAUAAAGCCAAAUAAAGAUAAGACACGAAUCUUGAACAAAGAAAGAUUAGAUAUCCACGAUCCUUUUCCCUUUCCAUCGAAUUCUAGUCAAGUCCAGAUGCAUCACCCAUGCAAGUUUGGUGAAGAUCUUAUAUACUGGACCUGCAACUAAAACUUUAACCAGUUAAAUCCUGAUGGAUGAUGAUACUGCAACAGUAACACCAACUAAGGACGAAAACUCUGAAAUUGAUGCCAACAAUGGUGACCUAACUUGUGGCAGUACUAAUGAUGAACAAUUGGAAAAAGAUGCAAGCCAUGAUGAUUUGGAAGAUGCUGAUAAAAUCAGUAGUUCUCCCCUUGACAGAAAAAUAGAAAGUGAGGAAGAUCAGGUGGAAGAUCAAAAGAAUGAGGAAGCAGCUGCCAGUCCAUCUUUAUCUCCGAGUGUGAAUGAUGAAAACACAUCAAGCCCAGUUGGCAACAAUGAGGAAUCGCCCGAGGAAUCUGAAAUUAGGAAAGAAGAAGGAAGUAAAAAGGGAGACAACAGUGAGGAUUUAGCAAGUGAAUCGCAAGAAGAGUUAGCCUGCGAUGAUGAAGUAAGCAAUUUAGGAAAUGAAGCUGUCGAAGAUUCUCAAGACAUUGAAAGCAAACAAAAACUUGAUAAUGAGGGUGUGGUUGAUGAUGAAAGGAAUUUCAGAGAUAUAAAUGAAAUAUCUCAGGAGGCCUCAGAAAACGCUCAAUCUAGGACAAUUAUUGAUAAUACUGAGGAAAUUUCUAAUCAAGAUGAUGUUUGCAGAGAUUCAGUGGAUAAGUCAGUUGGUAGUCCUGAAAACGAGGAGAGUGUUUACCAGGAUUUACCUUCAGAAACUAACUCUGGAAGAAACACACAGGGAAGUGAUAUUGAAAGUGAUGAAGAUGUGAAUGAAUGGGAGGAUGAUGUGGCUAAAAAUGAUGAGGCUCCAACAAGGGAUAUUGAGGAAUUUAUGGAUGUGGAUGAUAAUUCUGGAGCCCAGCAUGUAAAAGAAGCAGAAGAAGUUUCAAGUGAUGAUGAAAAUGAAACUCAGUCAAGUCAAGUAUCUCAGUCAAGUCAAAUAUCUCAGUCAAGUCAAAUAUCUCAGUCAGAGUUAAGUCAAGGAAAUGAAGAAGAAGAAGACAAGGCAGGAAAUAAUGAAGAAAUUGUGGAAAAUCCUUUAUCACCUGCUGAGGAUAUAAGUGAAAGUGAGGCUGGUGAACUGUCUGAUGAAGAGGAGGAAGAAAAAGAGAAACUAGAGGGUAAGGAAGAUGAAUGGGAUUUAGACUUGACUAAAAAGGGAGAUAAUGUGCAUCAUGACCGACCUCUGGCUGAAACUGAGGACAUUAAUAGUCCAGAGAGUGACCUGCAGGAAAGGGAGAAAACUCCUAUCAGGGACUUGGAUUCAGCAGCAUCGCCCAUUUCUGAGGAAGGAAAUUUGUCGGACAUUGACUUGGAAAAGAGGAGACGUGAAAUGUACAACGAUAUUUCUGAUGAAGAGGAAUCCUUCAGUGAUGAAGAGAAAAUUGACAAUUACAAAGUAGAUGAUGUCGUUAAAGAAACCAUACAAACUAAUGACUCCUCUUCAAAGAGGGCUGACUUGAAAAAAGACAGAAAGGUGGACAAAUUUCAUAAUCAAAGUAGCAUGGGUGAGGAGCAAGUGGAACUGGAUUAUGAUGAGGAUGUGGGUGAAGAAGAUGGGCGGGGUCAUGAGGACAAAGAAAAAAUUGAUGACAGUAGGGGUGGGGAGAACGAAGCAGAGAAAAGGGAGACGGAGGAGGGUGAAGCACAUUCAGAUGAUGGUGAAUUAGAUGAUGAUGAAGAUUGUGAGGAAGGGGAGAUAAGAGAGCCAGGAACCAGGAAACCUUUUAUUCCUCCCAUCUGUCGAUUCUUCACUAGGGGGGCCUGUACAUGGGGAAAUAACUGUAGAUUUAUUCAUCCAGGAGUGAAUGACAAAGGCAACUACAGAAUGAUAGAACGGCCCGAAUUUGGUCCAGCCACUUACGGACAAGGCAGCGGCCCAUGGCAAGGCCCAGGGGAGAAACCUGCAGCAGAAGAAAUCGAAGAAGAAGAGUUACCUCCCCCUCCUCCAAUGCCACCCAAGGUGGAGACAGCCUGGGAGAGAGGGCUGAGACACGCUAAGGAGCAAUUAAAGAAAGCUAACAUGAGAAAGGAGCAGGAGACAGACUUUGAACAGAAGAGACUGAAUUUAUCAGUGGAAGAAGAGUUUGAAAUUAACAAAGAGAAUGAUCGCUAUAAGAACUUACACAAAGAUCCAUAUUAUGACCAAUAUGACGAUGAGUAUUAUGACAAGCUGCCUUCUAAGCGGUCCCCCAGCCCAAUAGGUUGGCAGCGGGGCCAAUAUGAGAACUUUGAGGUUCGUUGGACAAGAGAGCCAGAGUGGGCACCCCCUCCAGUGCAUCAUUAUCACAGGGAACGUGAACAUCCUUCUCAGAAAUUUAUGAGAGACCCUUUCCCAGAGAGGCAUCCUCCAGAGAGGUUUGAAAGGAAACCUGCCUCUCACAGACACAAGCCAUGGGUGGAGGAACCUGCCCCUCCCAGGGAAACUAGGGACGCCCCCGUACACAGACACACUGCUGACGUGUGGCACGAUCCAUGGAGAAGGUCAAAAUCACCAAAGAAGAAAGCAAGAGGUUCUAGAAGUAGGUCACGAGGUAGGAGGCGGUCCAGGCGCUCCUACAGCUACUCCUCCUCGUUCUCUUCAAGGUCGAGGUCCUCCUCCUACAGCUCCUAUAGCAGUCGGUCCUCACGCAGCCGCUCCUCAUCUACAUCACGGUCUCCUACCAGGUCGCCAGUCAAACGGGCUGGGGGUCCACAGGGCAGACAGCCACCAUUUAAACCAGAUAGUGGAAAACCUAGAAGUGCCAUAUCUGGUCAGUCAGGACCCCCUGGACCUCUUAGAAGACAGUCCAGUCAGAAUCAGGGGGCUCCCCCAGGUAAAGCACCCCCUGGAGGGGAUCUCUCCUUAAAUAGACAGCGCUCACAUCCAGGGAUGCCUGGAGGACCUCCACCAGAGCCAAAUCGGGGGAGGGGAUCCAAAAUUAAGGCUGGACCACCUUCUCAACAACAGCCACCCCAGAGAAUGGGACAACCCCAAAGGCCUGGAAGACAUGGUCGAGGGCACAGUAGCAGCAGUGGAUCUAGAUCGAGGAGCAGGUCUUCUUCAUCUGGGUCCUCACGGUCCUCUAGUGCCAGCAGCAUGUCUUCAAUUAGCAGCCACUCCUCCAGCAGCUCCUCGGGAAGUGCUGACUCGGAACAUCUGUACAGAGGGGUGGGUGGAGCUAAGGAAGGGUCACCGGUCUCCCCGAAAAAGAAGAAAGCCAAGACAGAUAAAGGCCCCCAACCAAGUAAAGGAGAAAAGAAGCCUGCUGCUUCAGUGGGCAAUAGAUCGUCCAGGGGAAGUCGCAACGAUUCUAGUCAGGCCCCAAUCACUUCCAAACCUAAAGACCCAUUGAAGGUGGUGGGCUCAAAACAGAACAUCAAGUUAACUUUACUCAAUAAGCCUGUGGAGAAAGAAAAGCCAGGUGGAUUGGUGUCCAAGAAGAGACCAUCAGCUGACCUGGAUGCGCCUCCUGCCAAGAGACCCGCACUGCCCCCACCAGCACAACCAAAAACAGACAAGAAAGUAAAGAAACCAGCAAGUACAGCCCCUGCAUCCCCGACCAAAGCUGCCCCCCACCCUGCCCCCGCCCCCAAAGUCCAGCCAAAAGCUCCACCUCCUGCCAGCGCCCCCAAGGAGAAGAAGAGCACAUCUUCACGUCGAGAGGAGCUCCUCAAGCAGCUCAAGGCUGUAGAAGAUGCAAUAGCUCGCAAGAGGUCCAAGAUAAAUUGAUGAAAUGGGUAGUAGGGAGUCUUCAAUAUUAUUCUCUGUAUAGACCAAGGCAUUUUAAAAGACUUAUUUUGGUUGCAAGUUCACAUAUUCCUCCAUUUGUAUGAUAUGCACAUCAAAUCAGAGUCUUUGUCAGUGUGAAUGGAUGCUAGAGAUUCUCUGUAAGGAAGUUGAAGAUAGAAUGAUUUUAUGUGAUAUAUGGCACAUUUUUAUAUGGACAUGUAAAUAUGAUUGAAAAAAGCUGUACUUUGGAAUUGUUUGUAGUUUUGUAUAUGUUUGUGUUUGAAUAUUUAUUUGUUUAAAAAAAAAAGAAUAAAAAGUGCUAAAGGCAAACUUGAUAUUUUUAGACACCAUUUUUUAUUUGUAUCUAGUUUUCGAGUCAUCAAACUGCUUAGUUUCAGAUUGAUCUGUGAAAUUGUAAGUUUUUAUUAGACAUAGAGAAUACAAAUGCACUUUUAGUUUUAAAACAAACUUGUCCAUAUGUUUGAUUACCUGAAAUUUUUUUUUUUCAUUUUAAUAAUUCUUAAAAGUUGCAUGUUUUUCAUGCUACAAAAUGUAUUCAAGGUAAAGAAUUUCUGGAAUUCUGGUAUGAAUGUUGAACUUGUAUAUAAUUUGCACCUUUUUGGUUACCUCCUGCCGAGUGCAUGGUACUUUAUCUGUUGAUGUUGGGAUAAUACCCAGGAUUCAGCAUCUGGAUACUAAAUAUACAAUUUAUGACUAUAGUAUGAAUACUAAUUUUUAAAAAUAAAACUCAAUUACCGCAAAA
This is a messenger RNA of Magallana angulata, 4656 nucleotides long. Its product is annotated as zinc finger CCCH domain-containing protein 18-like. The record is from RefSeq and is a predicted model, not a curated record. Gene Ontology annotation, molecular function: metal ion binding. NCBI's taxonomy places the organism in Eukaryota, Metazoa, Mollusca, Bivalvia, Ostreida, Ostreidae. The transcript is spliced from 19 exons. The coding region runs from base 228 to 3893 and encodes 1221 amino acids.